Molecule: messenger RNA, 1872 nt
Organism: Aethina tumida (small hive beetle)
Lineage: Eukaryota; Metazoa; Arthropoda; Insecta; Coleoptera; Nitidulidae
Exons: 5
Coding region: 38-1657 (539 amino acids)
Source: RefSeq, a predicted model, not a curated record
CUCAACGAGACCGAGUUCCUCUGACAGUAACCGGGAGAUGGAAAAUAAGGAGGAUCAGUUGAACCCUGCUGAGGAAUCCACUAAUCUCAGUUCAGAGGAUGCACCCUCUAGCGAUGUCCAAAGUUUGGUUGUUCAGAACAAAUCACGUAUUCCUGAAACUCCAUCUCCGUCAGAUGAAAGUAUAAUUCCACAAGGAAAGGAAUCGGAAACCUCUUUGAAACCAUUUCCAAAUUCAAAUGCAGAAACUGGACGUGUGGAUAAAAGUAAUUCAAUUCCUGAAGCUCUAUCAUUUAUACUAGUUGAUUCACCUAAGGGAGAACCGAAAGUUCCGGAGCAAAAACGUGUAUUGACACCAGUUGAGCCUGCUCGCAAGACACCAGAGCGUUUGAAAAUUAUAAUCCCGAAAAAUAGUCGUCCAACACUCUUUAGACCCUUCCGUUCAAAAUAUCGAGAAGUUUCUGGAACAUCUGUUCAAAUUGCAACUGGAUCUGGUCAACAGGGAAGCAAAUUGCCAUCAGUUAGACCUACUGGCUUGUUACAAGAGUCAACCCCUAUGAAAACAUCCGCAACAACCCCACAAAAACAAAUUCGUGGGGCACAGAAAACCCCGUUGCAAAAACCUCUUCCACCCCAUCCGGGUCCACGAGGAACUGUAUGCAAUGGCGCAUGCCCGAAGUGUUGUCCAUCAAAGAUCACACAUGACAACAACAAUUUGGGAAGUGUCAUUAACUCGGGGGAUUCUCACGAAUCUCAUUCUCAUUCGGGCUCGGGUGACCACAAAGUACAUCGCGACCGGCAAAUUUCUCCUCGUAGCGUCUGCGUGGAAUAUCGUGAUCACCAGGUUAGUUCAAAAUCAUCCAGAUACAAGCCCUAUUCAAUCCCUCCGCACCGCCGUGGGGACUGUUGCGGAUAUCGAAAGUGCACGCUAUGUCAUGAUAUCGCAAGAUGCUGCGAAUAUCUAAGGUACACGCCUUGUUGUGGAAUUCCACUAAAAAGAGUGGAGACCUACGUCCCGGAUUCUUGCGCAUUGGCGUCUUGUCCUAGACGCAAUGGUGCCUCGGAAGGCAGUGGAAAACCACAAGACAGUGGAAAACCACAAGACAGUGGAAAACCACAAGACAGUGGAAAACCACAAGACAGUGGAAAACCACAAGACAGUGGAAAACCACAAGACAGUGGAAAACCACAAGACAGUGGUAAACCACAAGACAGUGGAAAACCACAAGACAGUGGAAAACCACAAGACAGUGGAAAACCACAAGACAGUGGAAAACCACAAGACAGUGGAAAACCACAAGGAAGUGGGGAAGGCAACGCUUCGGAUUCUUCGGCCCCACAGGCAGGUGGACUCGAAAUGGAGCCCAAAAAACCUCCUGUAAUUCCACAAACGUGCCAGCCCGGGGUUUCCGAAGAAUUUGUUUAUGACGGCGAACCUUCAGAAUGUCUGCUGAUUCACGAGAACGGGAGGCCACCAAGCUAUCUGGACAUGAAUUCAAACGUAUUUUUGAUAAAAAAAAUUGAUCAAUCCGGAAAAUGGUAUUCUAUGCGGGGAGUCCUCUUAGAUCCCAUCGAUGAUGAACCACCCUCAGAUACUUCCAGUGAAGAGGGGUCAGAUUCUCAGGAAACUUCAACUGAGUCAAGUGAACAGGAGUACUGAAGUGUAUGGGCGCCGUGCUGCUAUCGAUGAGGCUUCUACUCCCAAAUCCUCCAGUGGAUCGAGUGAUUAAAUUAAUGAGGAGUUUCAACGUUUUCAAUGUGCCCUUCAACUUGGUUUCGUUUAGAGCAGCCUAAAAGUUGUUUGUUGUUCUGCGUCAAAAAAGAUGAAUUGAGCACCUAAUUUGUUUGUUUGUUCUUCGUCAAAAAUAAAGAUGA